GCUACAUCAUUGUGAGCCAAUCAGAGCACGGGAUUCCUCAUGACGUCACGCCAGUCGAUGCUCUCCUCGCUUUCCCACAAUAUCGUCUGCACGGACUGGAAGGGACCUGCACCGGCCGGCUGCUGCGAGCCGCUUGCCGUUACCGGCGCAGACCGGUUCCCAAACCCCGAGGAGUUUUUGACCUUGGCGGACUGAAGGUCUCAGACUGCUUCAAGAUGGCGCCCAGCCUGUUCGAAGCCAGCCGCCGCCGGAAGUUCCUCCUCGGGACCGCCAUCGCUGAGAAUCUGCUCUUCUCCUUCAUCCUGUUCGGCUGGGGGUCCCUGGUGCUGAUGCUGAAGGCACAGGGGCUGUACAGCAAGCUCUGCACGGGGCCAGAUGGCAACAACACCGUCACUGCAGCGCCCGCCCUGUUCGAGCAGAAAGAGGACAAACAACAAGUUCUCUUUGAUGAGUUGUCCGGGUGUGACGCCCAGGACAGACGGUUGAACUUGGCCUUCACCGUGGGCUCCUUCCUGCUGAGCGGGAUGACCUUCCCCAUCGGUAUCGCCAUGGACAAGUUCGGCUGCAGGUCUCUGCGCAUGAUCGGCUGCUUGCUAGUGGCCGUGUCAUGCCUCCUCUUCGCCUGGUCGGACAGAGAUAUGUCCGACCUGCUGUUUUUGGCUGUUAUCUUUAAUGGCGUCGGCGGAACCAUUAUGGUGUACACGUCUCUGCAGGUGUCGAACUUUUUCGGGCAUGCGCGGUCGACCAUCCUGAGCGUGAUGAUGGGGUCGAGCGCCUCGUCAGCUAUUGUCUUCCCCGUUAUGAAGGCAAUCUUUGACCUUGGUGUUUCCUUCCGGGUCAUGAUGAUGGUGAUGGCUGCUGGCAGCCUAUUGGCGUUCGUCAAUUGCGUCAUCAACUACCCGUCAGAGCCCGUGCCUGGGCCGGAGACCAUGGACUUUACCAUACACACCGGGCUGCUCUUCGGACGGCAGAACAAAAUCAGUGGAAAGAACUUCUACUCCAUGGUCACCACGGUUGGACGCAGGCUUAGCGUUGGACACAGCCUAAAAGAGAGUGAAACAUAUACAUCAAAGCUCGCAUUGGACUACGGAGGGAAUGUGGAUGCGGCCAAUGGAGCUGGCGCCUCUGCGUUCCGGCGUGCCGUCUGUACCUUUGCGUUCCUGGGUGCCGCCAUGGUGAUGUCCAUCACCCACCUGCGACUCAUGGUCUUCAUCGGGACGCUGUCCGAACUGCUGCAGGGACUCACUCAGGACGCCAAAAUAAUUGAUGUCUACACCUACAUCUUCGGGUUGGUGCAAAUCUGCUGUUUAAUAUCAGCACCUGUGAUUGGCGCACUGAUGGACUGGAAAACACAACCACCGGAAAACAGCCAACCAGAAGACGACGUCUUUGCGGAUGAUCAAUCCAUUGCCUCUGCAGAAACCGUUCGUACCUCCAGCACCACUACCAGCUCCACCGGCUCCACAUCCUCCCGCCCGUCCAUCAGAUCCAGCAUCUCCCUGACGGAGGAGGAGAAGGCCCGGAUCAUGGUCCAGAAGGUCUGGAACGCCGCCAUGGCCUUCUUCCUCACCAACCUCCUGACUCUGCUGUUCGGGGUGCUCGUUCUCGUACCAAACUUAGUGGUGCAGGUCGCCACGUUUGUGUUGCACACUGUUAUCAGAGCCUUCAUGCACACAGCGACGGCGGGGCUUUUUGCAAUUAUGUUCCAAGUGUCCCUGUUUGGAAGUCUUAUUGGUCUGCAGGCGUUUUUCCACGCUGCUUUCGCCACGUUGCAGUACCCGCUGUUCAUCGCCGUCAACGGACCUCUCUCUGGGGACCCUUUCUGGAUAAACGUUGGUCUCCUCGUUGCCUCGCUGCUAAACUUCGCCCUUCCUGUCUACCUGCUGAGAAAAAGUAAAGAAAUGGAGAAGGAACUAAGCUGGGAAGAAGACAUGAAGAUUCUUCCCCCCAUCCCUACAGAGAUCUCCAUCCCCAUAGAAAAAUCAGUGGCAUAUGUAUAACAUUGCACUAGCAAACAUGUUACAAAUGGUGACAUAUGUUUCAUCAACUGGUCCUCUAGUGACUGUUCGACAAUAGACCCCUUUCCAAACUCCGGCGCCAUUUUGAAUCUGCUCUCGCGGGAGCAUAAACCGGCGAGAACACGCGUGAUUUGGUACACCAAUGGUAAGAAAUGCUCGUCACAGGCCUGUCAUAAUGGCGUCCCUGUAGCAAGUCAUACCUCAUCAGCGAAUGGAUGAGUAAAAUCGUAUCCUGUAGCUCUCAUGUUCGGUUCUAUCUUCAGCAACAGUGGAGGUGCAGUUUUUGUUGUCGGUCUAGGAUUUUAUGUGCGACAGUACCAAAGUUGGUGAAACAUACUCGACCUUAAACCUAGCACACAACGUUAGUUAAAAACUGUACCCCGGAAUGAAGUUUCCGUGCAAUAGUGCCAUGUAGCGUAUAGUCCUUUAAACGGAAGACCAUCACAACGUAAUUAGUAUCACACAACAAUACUCUUUCCAAAGCCUUUAGCUGUGCAUCCUAGGUAGAAACGGCUAAACAGAAAUAAGGCUACAGGUUUUUAAAGAAAAAUCUUAAACCAAGGAGGUAAGAACCGAACAUAAACGCAAUAUACUUUAUCUUUUACACGAAAAUUGGUUUAACUCAGGGGACAGCCACAAAGACAUUUCGUUUGAGAUAUGCCGAUUUAUGCUAAUCUCCAAGCAGAUCCUACGGUAGCAUAAGAUAGUAUCAAAAAGCUGCUAGAGAAGUGAAGCCGACCUAGGAGUGUGUUUUUGGCUAUCCAGUGGCUGAUGACUCCCUUUGGCCAGCUAUACUCCUUAGCCUGAUUUGAUACUAUCUUAUGUCACUGGUAAAUCUGCCUGGAGAUUAACUUUAUGCCACUUAAUCUAUUGACAAACAACCUACGGAAAACAGGGAAAACAUGACGAUCUAAGCAGGGAAUUUUACCAGCCUCCAGCUUAUUGAGCCGAAUCUGAAAGUUUGUUAUUUCAUGUUUAACGAAAAACUGUUAACGUUGAAGUGCGAAAGUGGAGAAAAGAGAGUGCGAAAGGGAAGAAAUAUGAAUGUAUUUAAUAUGUAUGUAAUAUGUAUAUAUGGUGUGUUCCAAAGUAUUUGGAAUCCAAGAACCCAUUCAACUCAGAUGACAGAAAACAACGAAAAAGACCACAAAAAAAAGAGAGGAGUAAUAUUUUGCUUUACGGGGAAAGAGAAAACGUAUUUUCUAUGUUUAAAGACUAUGUGAAAGAAUACUUAAUAUGUAAAAAGAAUACUCUAUUUUCGGAGUGUAUCCUUUGUUCUUACAAUAGGACAGAGAGAAAA
Branchiostoma floridae (Florida lancelet) is the source of this 3318-nucleotide messenger RNA. Its product is annotated as large neutral amino acids transporter small subunit 4-like. Gene Ontology annotation, molecular function: neutral L-amino acid transmembrane transporter activity; L-amino acid transmembrane transporter activity. The record is from RefSeq and is a predicted model, not a curated record. Gene Ontology annotation, biological process: transmembrane transport; neutral amino acid transport. The coding region runs from base 216 to 2000 and encodes 594 amino acids. The transcript is spliced from 15 exons. NCBI's taxonomy places the organism in Eukaryota, Metazoa, Chordata, Leptocardii, Amphioxiformes, Branchiostomatidae.